AUGAGUUCAGAGAUUCAAGGUCUCGCUCCAAAGGUUUAUGUUUUCGAUAAAGUCAACGACUGUCAUCAGUUUAUUAUCGCAAAAACGAAUGAGUAUUGUGACGUCAAAUUUAUUGUCUUCGUUGGAGGACAACUUGUAUGUAAUCUUAUUCGUAAUAUUCAUGAUUUUACCCAAGUUGAAGCAAUAAUUAUUCUGAAUAAAUCUCAACUUACUGAAGACGAAGCAAAAAUAACUGAACGAUAUUCUAAAGCCACACACGCGGCAAAUUCACAAGUGGAUGUAACAUACGAGAGCGCUGCUUCACCAAUGAAAAUUAAAGUAAUACCAAAAACAGCAUUCACGGAUCCAAUUAAAUUUAGUUUUACAAAUAACCAAGAAGAUAAUGAUGAUAUCGGCAUACUCACCGAACCUAAGGAACGCUCGUUUAGACAACAUAACGAAAAUUUCAUAGGCCGCUACUCGAUAUUUUUGUAUAUGUUGCAUGCUCAACCCUAUUCAUCGAGUAAAAUCGAUCUGAUCAAUUUAUUGAAAGAAGAAGAUUUGGCUACAUCAGAUCAGAUCAAAAUGUUCGAAGAUACAUAUUCACCAGAACAAGCUAUCCCCUUUUAUACCAGACAUGGAUUUAUUUACGAAAACCUUAAUAGAGCAUUACGUGAAUUAAACAUUCGCCAUAUUUUCCUCUUUCGAUUCAUUCUUCAGGAUAUAUGUUAUAAACUGCGUGAUCUGAUGUCUCGAGAACCAGAUAAUAAUGAACUGACUAUAUAUCGAGGUCAAAUAUCUAGUCCACAGGAAAUUGCUGAAUUAGUCGGUGCCUAUCAGAAUCAAUCUAUUGUUGCAGUGAACAGCUUUUUUUCGAUAUCCAAAGAUCGAAAUAUCGCAAAAUUCUUUCUCACAGGAGCACAAUCUAGCUUAUGUGAUGGUACACGUCUUGCAACCAUUUUUGAAAUAAUCAUCAAAAAACAAGAUGUGUCACAGUUCUUACCAGUUGCUGAUAUUUCUCAGCUUAGUGAUUUCCCUAAAGAAAAAGAAGUGUUAUUCGCACCUGGUCAAAUAUUCACAAUUAAUAAGUUCGAUAUUAUCUUCGAAAGCGGUGUCAAUAUUUACACAUUUAAGAUGGUUUUAAAAACAGGAUUCAAGGAAUGUUUAAACCAAGUGUAUACCAAGGUUGAAAAAAUACGAAGCGUUCAAGUGCAUCAUCCACUUUUUCAUAUUGGUACGCUUCUUGCUGAAGAGAAACGAUUUCAAGAAGCCCAAGACUUAUAUAAGGACCUACUGUCAAAAGAUGUUAAUGAGGACAUAAACUAUGCUUGCUAUCGACAAUUGAUGACCAUCGCAAAUCAGCAACAUAACACACAUGAAGCAAAGUUGUGGUUUGACAAAAUGAAUGAGAUUAAAGUUGGUAAGACAGCAUCGCCAAACCAUGAUGAUGGUAUUCCAAUUCGUACUGAAGAUUAUUCUACUUUACAUCAUAGCAUGCAGGAGAUACAGAAUCUGGCAGGGAAUUUUUUGAGUCUAUCCACACAUGAUCUAUGUCAAGCACUAAAUAAUGAUGAGAACCUUAGUAACAGAUUCGAAAACCUGAAUGAUCAUGUAUAUAAUAUGGUAUUGAUAAUGAUAAAAAACAAACAAUACACGCUAGCAAUACAUUAUACAGAAGCCGCACUUUUCAGCAGUAGUAUAUCUGGAAUGAUUCCAUUGAGACCCUCACUCAAAGUAAACUUUUAUAUUCAAUUGGGUUAUUGCUAUCAGGAACUCAAACGAAAUGAUGAAUCUUUAAAAUAUUAUAAGAUGGCAUUGGAGGAUAAGACUCAUUGUUCGCCUGAUGAUUAUAUUAGAACAGUGCACUGUGUAGGAAAAAUAUUGGAAACAACAAAUUGCUAUGAAGAAGCUCUGCAUGUCUAUAUACAAUUAGCUGAAGAUUACAACAAUGAUUCUAAUAUAGGCAACCGAGAACAACGGCACGAAGUCGAAGAAUGUAUUGAGAGAGUGAUGUCGUCAUUACUUCCAGCGGAAUGA
Molecule: messenger RNA, 2016 nt
Organism: Rotaria socialis
Lineage: Eukaryota; Metazoa; Rotifera; Eurotatoria; Philodinida; Philodinidae
Source: the annotation of a GenBank genome assembly